This is a messenger RNA of Penicillium macrosclerotiorum, 2130 nucleotides long. RefSeq names its product patatin-like phospholipase domain-containing protein. Gene Ontology annotation, biological process: lipid metabolic process. The record is from RefSeq and is a predicted model, not a curated record. Gene Ontology annotation, molecular function: triacylglycerol lipase activity. Bases 1 to 2130 code for a protein of 709 amino acids. NCBI's taxonomy places the organism in Eukaryota, Fungi, Ascomycota, Eurotiomycetes, Eurotiales, Aspergillaceae. The transcript has 2 exons.
AUGCCCGGGGAGGAGAAGGUGAAGCUACACGACCAAUAUGACCCGGUCGGUCUGCCGGACUACGACCGUGAAUUCCUCCAGCCGGACGAGCUACGCCGGUUCGAGAAAGCGUUAAAUGCCCCCGAAGCCUCUCCUCUCGUAGCCAUCAACGACUGGCGCCCGAUCAACCAGCGCGUGCGCAAGACCCGGGGUCGCCGAAAGGCCCCAAAGCGAAGCACAGACGAGACCCGCGAAGGCGUGCUUUACACGGUGCUGAAAUGGCCGUUUUUGCUCACCGUGUUCGCUUGGAUCGCGGUGCUUAGCUGUGGAUAUGUCCUGAUCCGAGUCUACAUCGUCUUAUAUGAGCAGUGGGUCACCUGGCGAGGCAAGCGGCAGCGACUAAGACGAGACCUCUGGACGCAGACAAAUUACCCGAACUGGCUGAGGGCCGCGCAGGCGCUGGACGCCCACCUCGGCAAUGAGAAGUGGAAGCAGGAGGACGAGUACGCCUAUUAUGAUCACCUUACCAUUACCAAAGUGGUGGAUCAGCUGAAGAAAGUGAGAUAUGCGGCUGAGCGUGAGGCCGUCCACGAGUGCACGGAGGAGACGGAGGUCACGGCGGUAGAAGAGCUCAGUGCCCUACUGGAGGCGUGUGUCAAGAACAAUUUUGCCGGAGUCGAAAAUCCUCGGGUCUACAGCGAGGCCUACUCGGGGACAAAGGACUUGGUCCAGGAGUAUAUUGACGAGGUGCAUACGUGCAUCCAACUCGUGCUAAACAGCCGCUUGAUCGACGAUGAAAUCAAAUAUCGGCACUUCAAGCAUCUCGAUACCAACUUCGGCCGGACGGCACUUUGCCUCUCUGGUGGCGCAACUUUUGCCUAUUACCACUUCGGCGUCGUUAAGGCCUUAUUGGAUAAUGGAGUCCUACCGGAGAUCAUUACUGGAACGUCUGGUGGAGCACUGGUUGCGGGCCUCGUUGCGACCCGGACCGACGAGGAGCUUAAGCAGCUGCUCGUCCCAGCUUUGGCACAUCGCAUCCGAGCCUGUCAUGAAGGCUUCACCACAUGGGUACGCCGUUGGUGGAAGACUGGCGCUCGGUUCGAUACGCUAGACUGGGCCCGGCAGUGUAGCUGGUUCUGCAGGGGCUCGACAACCUUUCGAGAAGCCUAUGAGCGAACUGGCCGUAUCUUGAAUGUGUCUUGCGUACCCUCAGAUCCUCACUCACCCUCCAUCCUGGCAAAUUAUCUGACCUGCCCCGAUUGCGUAAUAUGGAGUGCGGUUUUAGCUUCGGCGGCCGUCCCCGGUAUCCUGAAUCCAGUCGUUCUGAUGACCAAAAAGCGCGACGGCACACUGGCGCCUUACUCGUUUGGGCAUAAAUGGAAAGAUGGCAGUCUCCGAACGGAUAUUCCCAUCAAAGCGCUGAACUUGCAUUUCAAUGUUAAUUUCACGAUUGUGUCUCAGGUCAACCCCCACGUUAAUCUGUUCUUCUUUAGUUCUCGAGGAACGGUGGGGCGACCGGUCACGCACCGCAAAGGCCGUGGCUGGCGUGGUGGCUUCCUUGGUACUGCCAUUGAGCAGUACAUCAAACUCGAUCUGAACAAAUGGCUUCGGGUUUUACGACAUCUGGAACUCCUACCCAGGCCCAUGGGUCAGGAUUGGAGUGAGAUCUGGCUACAGAAAUUCAGCGGCACGAUUACGAUCUGGCCUAAGAGCAUCCCAUCGGAUUUCUACCACAUCCUUUCUGACCCGACUCCCGAGCGGCUUGCGCGCAUGAUCCAUGUCGGCCAACAAAGCGCCUUCCCCAAAAUACAGUUUAUCAAGAACCGGCUGAACAUUGAACGUGCUAUUGUGAGAGGCCUCCAGCAACACUCUGUGACGAGCGGGCGUUCUCUUUCCCCGGCCCUGUCUCGUCGGCUGGAAACCCCGAAGCAUGAGCCCUUUGAUGCGGUCGAGCAGCGAUUGGAUGAAAACUUCCCCGAAAGAAGCGACAAAGGCGACUCUCGUUACGUGGAAUUCUCUGAUGGCAUAUCCCAAUCAACCGCGUCCUCGCGCCCUCAGACCCCGGAUUCCCGGCGGGGCAGCCUGAUAGAGGAAAUGCGACGCCAGUCCGCCGUUUUCUUUGAUGAUCCAGACCUCUACGGGGGCGAGUAG